GGCGCCAUUUGCCGUAGCGGAGCGACGGAGUGAAAACAGACAAAACCUGCAAACCGCAGCGCGGAUUAAAGACCGGCCCCGGCCUUAUGGAGGCGGCGGGCAAACCGUCUGUGGACAGGUCUCUGGGAGUGGGGCUGUCUUUGGUGGGUGGGAUGGAGACCAGCAUGCCCAGUUCGGGAAAGCGCAUCCGCAAGCCUUCGCUUCUCUUCGAGGGUUUCGAGGGUCCGGCUCUGCCACACGCCCCUGCACCGGGACCGGCACUUCCACAGCAGCCCCCUGUCAAGGACCCCAGCCGGCAGGGCAGAGUGACCAACCAGCUCCGUUACCUCCAGAAGGUCGUGGUGAAGGCCCUCUGGCGCCAUCACUUCGCCUGGCCCUUCCAUGAGCCUGUGGACGCGGUCCGACUCAACCUGCCAGACUACCAUAAGAUCAUCAAACAGCCCAUGGAUAUGGGCACCAUCAAGAAACGACUGGAGAACAACUACUACCGCAAUGCCAGCGAGUGCAUUCAGGAUUUUAACACUAUGUUCACCAACUGCUACAUCUACAACAAGCCUACCGAUGACAUAGUGCUCAUGGCCCAAUCUCUGGAGAAAGUUUUCCUGCAGAAGGUUGCACAGAUGCCCCCGCAGGAGAUUGAGUUACCGCCUCCAGCCCCGAGAAGUAGAGGAGUUAAGGCCGGGAAAAGCCGGAGAGGCCGAGGAGGAAGUGUCACUGUAGCCCAGCAAGUCCAAGCUAUCUCCCAGUCCGCCUACUCGCCGUCCUCUCCAGACACUCCAGACUCCAGCUUUUCUGGGUCUCCCCAUAUGAUGCUCAGCAAACCCGCGCCGCCUCCGACCCUCAUGACUUUGCCUCCCACACAGCCCACUGCUAAGAAGAAAGGGGUGAAGCGCAAAGCGGACACCACCACCCCCACCACCAUGGGUUUUCCUAUGGCGUCUGUUGGGCGUGUCGGGGGCAUGGGUAAAGGCCGUGGGGGUGCAGCCGUAGGUCUGCCCAUAUCCCUCUCGCCCAUGCCCCUGGACUGCGUGCCCAGCCUGGUGCGUGGGGUAGGGACGAACGAGCCCGUUCACCUGCAGCCCGUUAUGGGCCGAGCCCUGAACCGCCGGCCCAUCAAACCCCCACGUAAGGACCUGCCGGAUUCGGUGCGUCCCAGCCAGCCAUCACGGCGAGGAAAGCUGAGCCGGCAACUGCGUUACUGCAGCGGCAUCCUCAAAGAGCUGCUGUCCAAGAAACAUGCCGGCUACGCCUGGCCCUUUUACAAACCUGUGGACGCAUCAGUGCUUGGCCUGCAUGACUACCACCACAUCAUCAAACACCCCAUGGACCUCAGCACCAUCAAGAGGAAGAUGGAUGAGCGGGAAUACAGGGACGCACAGGAGUUCAGCGCUGAUGUCCGACUCAUGUUCUCCAACUGCUACAAGUACAACCCCCCGGAGCAUGAUGUGGUUGCCAUGGCACGCAAACUACAGGACGUGUUCGAGUUCCGUUUCGCCAAGAUGCCAGACGAAGUUCUGGAAGACGAUGAAGAAGAUUUGGUUCCUGCAUCUUUAGGCCAUAACAUGGGCAUUAUGGGAAUGCACCACUCCUCCUCCUCAUCUUCUUCCUCGUCUUCCUCCUCCUCCUCCUCGUCAUCGUCACCUUCCUCUUCAUCAGAGAGCGAACCAACCAGCGAGAGUGAGGCAAACAGCGAGAGCAGCCCGAGCUCGGACAGUGAAGAGGAGAGAGCCCAGCGCCUGGCCCAGCUGCAGGACCAGGUGUGCACUCAGUUAAGGGCGGUGCAUGAGCAGUUGGCAGCGCUGUCGUCUGCUCCCAUCGUCAAGCCCAAGAGGAAGCGAGAGAAGAAGAAGGAUAAGAAGAAGAAGAAAAAGCAGGAGAAGCGCAGGGGCAGCCGGAGUGCGCCAAGCAAUGAGAGAGAGAGGGAGAAACCAACCAAACCUGCCAAAAGCAAGUCCAGCAGGGCGGCGCCCUCGUCCACUCAGAGCAAAAGAUGCCCCACCAAGAAGAACAGCAAGAGCAACAAGACCACCAAGAAAUCCUCUGCUGCUGUGCCUCGUUUUUCUCCAGCCACGGCCACCGUGUCUCAUUACGACUCGGAGGAGGAAGAGGAUGUUCUGCCCAUGAGCUAUGAUGCCAAACGGCAGCUCAGCCUGGACAUCAACAAGCUCCCAGGUGAAAAGCUGGGUCGCGUUGUUCACAUCAUUCAGUCCCGUGAGCCGUCACUGCGUGAUACAAACCCUGAGGAGAUCGAGAUCGACUUCGAAACGCUGAAACCAUCCACGCUGCGCGAGUUGGAGCGAUACGUCAUGACCUGCCUGCGCAAAAAGCCGAGGAAACCCUAUGUGGCGAAGAAGGCUGGUGGUGGGAAGUCUCGUGAAGAGCUGGCUUUAGAGAAGAGAAGGGAGCUAGAAAGGAGGCUUCAGGAUGUUAGUGGCCAACUUAACUCGGUCAAGAAGCCCCAGAAACCCAAAGUGGAGAAAGCCAGCGGUGUGGAGCAGCAUGCAGUGCCUGCUCGACUCAGCGCCAGCAGCUCCAGCUCUGACUCAUCCUCCUCGUCCUCCUCUUCGUCCUCCUCCUCCUCAGACACCAGUGACUCUGACUCAAGGUGAUCAGUCACUCAGAAAGAGAGCGAACUCGGCCUUACGGGAGCUCCAGGCCCUACAGACUGAACUGUGGAAAAUUCUGGCACAGUGGGCCUUUUGUAGGGUGGUCCAGAGAUGGAGGGAUAGAAAAAGGGGAAAAAGAGGAGGGAAGAGACAUUCCACUUCAUUAAGUUUUUCCACAGUAGACACAGUGAUGUAACGGCUGCAGAUCCCCGACAACAAUGUGUUUUUGUGAUUCGUUUGUAAAAAAGAAAAAGAAAAACGACAACAAACUUGUACAUAAUGUAUUGGAUUAAUUUUUUCUUUUAUAAAGAAGACUUUUAUAAAAAAACGCCCAUAGUGGGAGACUUUAAAUGGGAUGACAUGGACAUAGAAGCUGCGCUGCUGUCUUUAGUUGGUAAUAUGAGUUGUUUUUGUUUGCAUUCUGUGUGGAUUUAGUGCUUUGUUUGAAAUCCUGGUCCCUCUGAACCCCAGCGUUUGGUGCUUGCCUCCUGAAGCCAGCAAAGCAGUGAUGAUUUGUAAUGUCCUUUUAAAGGAGUUUUCCAGAGUUUUUAAAUCUAAUCUAUGUUAUAUCUCCUACCACGUGUAGAUCCCUGCACUGUAAAAGAACAGAAAAACCGCUUUUCACAUAUAAGGCAGAGCUGAGCGAUGCGGCGAAAAUAUAUCACGGAACGGGCUUGAAGCAUCGCGAGAAGUCGUUAUCUUCAUCGGUUCAUUGGUUUAUUUUAAACUCCUACGUUGGGGCAAAGUAGGGCUACAUUUAAAAUACUAUCAAAAACUAUGAAUCCGGGCGUUUUUGAACAUUUCACGUACUGCGCUGCGCUACAUCUAGUUAAACCGGACUAAUUAUGCGCUCUAAUCAAAAAUGCAGGUGGAAAGCGUUUAGGUGCUGGUGGUAUCCACAGUGUCCUCAGAAAAGCUUACGUAAUUCAUCACGAUAACGACAAAUAUCAUCAUAUUGCCAAGCCUUAGAAGGUUUUGGGUAGUUGCUGAUUUCCAUUAAUAAACCUUUUAAAUGCAUGACUAACACUAAAUCUUACAUUAUCUAUCUGUUUAAGUGGUAGGAUGAGACGGACAUAAGAGAGAAGCUGCUUUUCUGACGUUUUAUCCAUUUUUGAACAUUGGAACAACACAGCGGAAAGUAGUUCCAGUUACUUUCGCUUUCCUUAAGGUUUCGUGGUAUCUGCAGUGAUCAGGCGAGGAGCUUUAUUCUGAUAAUAAACCACCUGGAAACAGGAGCGAGUUCUAAAGGUUUAUAGCUCAAAUACACAUUUUGCAUAAACGUUUGUUUACAAAUUUCUGCCCACUCGCUUCUAUUAUAAGCCUGUUUCGAGUCAGUAGGUAUUUUCGAAAUACAGGGACGUUUAAAAUUUCUGGUACACUACAGACUUCGUAUACAGAUUAGGCUGAAAAACGCUGGAGAAUUCCUUUUAUUCCUUUUAGGACUGGGUGCUUCUUGAGGUGAGCGGUUCGGAGGCUGUACAAAGAGAGUACGUAUCAGUAAACGAGAGAUAUCACCGAAUAUCUGAAUGCGGGAGGAAAGCUCACGGCCUUCUGCUGGUCUGCCCACUUUGCUCCGUCAGAGUUGGGGCUUCUUGAAUUGCUUUCCGUGUGUAGAGGCCAACCAAAGGGAGAAAUGGCUGUUGUAAACCUUGGAUGGUUUAAAAUAGCCAGAUUUCGGCGGUCCAGUUAGUGUGCUGCAGCUAUUGCAGUGACCAGUAGUCUGUUAAUAAAAGUAGAUCCCGUAACUUCUUUUUGUUCUUUUUUUUAUGUGUUGGAGUUCAUUUGUUUGAUUGUUUUUACAUCAUUAAAUAUGAAUGUGUCCUCCCAAGUUUUGGACCUUUCAAAAGAUCGGCCUCGAGCCAAAGUUCAUUACAUUCCUCCGUUAAUUUCCUUCCCUUACGCAGCAGACAAAUGAGGUGCGUCCAUCCAUAAUUUCUAACGAGGCCCACAUUAUCAGUGCAGGCUGGAAUGACCUCAGUUGUGUAAUGCUCACUGUGUCUGUGCUAUCUGUCGUUCAAUAUUAGCAAUAGUCUUUGGGUGAGGUACUGCUUUAAGGGGUGAAUUCAAAACUUGAGUAUUUCCGAAAGGGAAAUGACACGAUGUACUACUCUAACAUUGUCAGGUGGGCUUUUUUAAGUUGGUUUGGUGCUUUUGGGGAGGGGGAAAAAACAGCUAGUGCAUUAAGAGCAACAGCGUGAUCUUUUAUUAUCUAUUCACUGUAUAUAAUGUCAGCCGAACGUGAUUCUACUUUUUCUUUCUUCUGCUUCAUUUGUAAGAAAUGUCUCUUUUUUGCCCCCAGUGUAAAGCAUAUCGACGGUUUCUCGUGACCCAUGUAAGCUGCACAGAUGCAACAUUCCGUUACUGCUAUAUUUAUAUUAUACCCUUCGAAUUGUUUGGUUUUACUUGGGUGCAAAUACACGUAUACCAACUUCA
Molecule: messenger RNA, 5039 nt
Organism: Pygocentrus nattereri (red-bellied piranha)
Lineage: Eukaryota; Metazoa; Chordata; Actinopteri; Characiformes; Serrasalmidae
Gene: brd2b
Product: bromodomain containing 2b
Exons: 12
Coding region: 87-2609 (840 amino acids)
Biological process (GO): chromatin remodeling; regulation of DNA-templated transcription
Cellular component (GO): chromatin; nucleus
Source: RefSeq, a predicted model, not a curated record